Molecule: messenger RNA, 1755 nt
Organism: Tauraco erythrolophus (red-crested turaco)
Lineage: Eukaryota; Metazoa; Chordata; Aves; Musophagiformes; Musophagidae
Source: RefSeq, a predicted model, not a curated record
AUGCUCCUGGGUGCCCCGGCUCACGUUUUCCCUGUGGCGCUCGUGCUCGCGGGGCUGCCCUGUGAUCAGAUGAGCAAACAGGCCUGGCUCAAAACGAAACUAAAAUACAUGAAGCUGAAAAAGUACUUGAAAGAAGUAGAUGAACGACGGAAAAGAGCUCUUCUGCGAAACCAGGCCCUUUUAAAGGAAUUUGCCCAAUUUGAAGCUUACAUGAAGACUUUGGGUUCAGAGAUGAUUCAGAAGAUGGAGGCAUGGCGUGGAAGAGAAAUUAAAAGCGUGUUAUCACUUGGAGAGGGUAACUUGUCAGCAGAAGGUGACAAGGGAGCAGGAUCCGACGAGCAGAUGCCGUGGGCUGGAAGACAGACAGGAAUUAGCACCGGGACAGCCAUGCCAAGAGGACUGUAUCAUCCAGCAACAGUCUUGAUGGGCUGCCACACACCAGCUGUCUUGGCCGACGGAGAUUUGGGCGUGUGGCAGAAGCCCCCUGAGCCCACAGAGAGCUGCACAGCGCCUGGCUCGCCCUCGUGCUCUCCAUCACUCGAAGGACUUGGUCCAGAGAGCAGAAGCGCUGAUGUAGAGAGUGAUGCAUCAGUGGAGGGAGCAGGGAGAGGCAGGGGCCUAGCAGCCAGUGAGGAAGGCUCCAAGCAACUCACCUCCUCAGCGUCUGAUCCCGAAGCAGCUGCUUCCGAGGAGGAACGGCCGCGGGGAAGUGUCCCAGCAGACGGCGGGGAGCGGGGCAGGGAUGCCCACGCCACCGAGGGCUCCCUGCUGCAACCACCAGACCCUCCCGCGGUGCCGGAGGAGCCCUCGGUCAGCUCAGCACCAGAUGGGUGCCACGGGAUGCUGCCAGGACUCUCCCGUGCGCUGCAGCUGACGGAAGACGCGGUGAUGAGGACGAGCCCCCGGCACCGGGCGCUGUACCAGGGCGAGCACACGGGGACGGUGGGGACGGCGGAGCUGCUCAGCUUUUGUAAUCGGGCCGGCAGUCUGAAAGAAGACGACCUUGAAGCAUGCCAGGCAGUCAUCCUUCACCAGCUUCGGGCUCUGUCGCGGAGCACGUGGAACGGGAGCCUCCGACCCGAGAAAGCCCUCGAUGCUGGAGGCCGAGCGGCGGGGGAAGAGCAGACCAGGCCAGACCAGCAGUGGGACACGGACAUGCUGCAGACUUACUUGACCAACCAUGCCUUGUUCCUGAAGAAGCACCGAGUUCAGCUGACGGAAGAAGUGGCGGAGAUGUUUGAAAGCCUGCUGGUUUCCGGCAGGAAGGCGCGGGACAGCCAGGCUCUACCGGUGUCGAGAGAGGUCCUUCCAGAAGAGCGUGGGGAUAGGUCAUCUGCUGAGAGCAUUGACUCAUCUUGCAGCUCGCCGUCGAUCCCCAGGGAGGGCAGGGAAGUGCAGCAGGCGAAACACGCUGCCCCGCUCGCCGGCACCGGAGAACAAGAAGUCACAAGCGGGCGUGAAGAUGAGAGCAGGGAAGAAAGCGCGGUCGAAAAGAUUCCUAUUACAGGUUGGGAUGUUGGCGAUGAGAGUUGCCAAGCAAAAGAACACCAAGAAACGCGUUCGGAAACGAGUUCUUCAUGGAAUGAGAGAAGCCCUCCCUCCUCAAGGGCUGAAACCAAGAAGAGAAUGGUAACUGCCAUAAAGUCCAAAGCUUUCUGGGGCGAAUCUGACGACAGCAGCUCCGAGAUUGAGGCUGCUUUGCGGCCACAGACUCACAGCACAGAAGCAGACGACUUUGAUGACUUCUACCAUUAA